Argiope bruennichi is the source of this 2677-nucleotide messenger RNA. Its product is annotated as TD and POZ domain-containing protein 3-like. NCBI's taxonomy places the organism in Eukaryota, Metazoa, Arthropoda, Arachnida, Araneae, Araneidae. Gene Ontology annotation, biological process: proteasome-mediated ubiquitin-dependent protein catabolic process; regulation of proteolysis. The record is from RefSeq and is a predicted model, not a curated record. The coding region runs from base 511 to 2430 and encodes 639 amino acids. Gene Ontology annotation, molecular function: ubiquitin protein ligase binding. Gene Ontology annotation, cellular component: cytoplasm; nucleus. The transcript is spliced from 3 exons.
GCUUAUCGCUGACGUGCUAGUUACUUAUACAUAUUUAUAUAACUAAAAGUUUUAAUGAUUAUUUUUGGCAAGGCUGUUGCUUCAUCUCGAUUUUUAUCGCUUAUUGUAUUACAUGGAAUUCAAGCACAUGAUCUUGGUUCUGAAUUGGCUGGAUCCGAACUGCGAAAGAAUUUGCUUAUCUUUAAUCAUUUCCUCCAAUGUUUAAAAGGGAAUAAUUAGUUUCACACACAAAAAUGGAAAAAAUAUGAAGCUAUUCUAGAGAAGCUAUUUUAAUAAAUUACUGAAAUAAUUGUCCAGUGAGUUUGAAUUUGACUAAUUCAUUCAAUACAAUUGAAGUAAAACAAAAGGUCUGUGCUUGUGAUUGUUUUUCAUGUCAUUCUACUGCCAUCAUGCCAUUCGUACCAACAAGAAGCAAAAGUGGUGAUUAAAAUAUUCAAAACAAAUAUUUCUUGACAUUUUGCAGAUAAAAAUUGGUUUUGAUCUCGUGGAGUAUGAUUAUUCCUUUUGAAAAUGACUGAUACAAGAAAAAGCUUCACAUUUAUUUGGAAAAUUAAGAAUUUCAGUUUUAGUUUUAAUAAUUCUAAAUCCGCUCUGCGUAGUCCUCUUUUUUAUGUUCAUGCAAUAUUUGGUACUAAGUGGAACUUACUGCUGUUUAGCAAUUCUCUUGCUUAUAAAAAUUGCGUUGUUUGUUAUCUUGAGAGAAAAUGUUAUGAUUUAGGUCCUACUUGUCUUGUAAUAGAUUCCGAACUUUCCUUUAUCGCUGGUGAUGAAUCUGUCAUACAUUCAAGAUUAUGUCGUAAAAUUUCAUUCCAUAAAGGCAAUUUUGAUUUGCAUGUAGCAUUGUGCGCCAAUAAAGAAGAUGUUUAUAUCAGUAAGAAACAUUUGUUUAUUUCUGAUGAUACAUUAACCAUUCGUUGUAGAAUGUGGAAAAGCAAGGGAUCGAUACCAAUAUCAAAGAUAUGUUCUGUUAGAACCCGAAUCAAUACUAAAUGUAUAACUUUUGUUGGGACAGUUAAAAAUUUUAAUAGCGUAAAUACGAAUUGUAAAAAAAAAGUUUCCAUUAAGUCACAACCAAAAGAUUUUCUUAUUUCUUCCAUAUACCUCUGUGUUAAUACAGAUGGUAAACUGGAGAUUGAAAUUACGCCUGCCAUUUAUGAACCUAUGAACGUGUAUAAAUUUAAAGUUUUUAUUCUGAAUGUUUUUAAAAAUAAAUUAAUAUCUUGUCAGGGAGAAAUCUACGAUGGAAAACCAUUUUGUGCUCCUCUUUCCUUCUUGAGAAGUUCCUUGAUAAAGAAUAAAGAAGUGUAUCUUCCAAAUGAUGUGCUUACUCUGAAAUGCCAAGUUACUUUUUCUGCUGGCAACACAUUGACUCAAAUCGGUCUCAUGACAUCCAAAUAUGACUACCAAGAUUUUCAAACGGCAACAUCUAACGCAACGAAUCCUAUUACUUUUUCUGUUGGCAAUAAAUUAACUCAAGUCAGGGAUAUGAAAGACAAAAAUGACCAUCAAGAUAUUCAAAUAGAAACAUUUAACGCAACGAAUCCGAUUACUUUUUCUGCUGGCAAUCAAAUCAGGAAUAUGAAAGACAAAAACGACUAUCAAGAUUUUCAAACGGCAACAUCUAACGCAACGAAUUCUAUUUCUUUUUCUGAUGGCAAUAAAUUAUCUCAAAUCGGUGAUAUGGCAAACAAAAACGACUAUCAAGAUAUUCAAACGGCAACAUCUAACUCAACGAAUCCGAUUACUUUUUCUGCUGGCAACAAAUUAACUCAAAUCGGUGAUAUGACAAACAAAAACGAAUAUCAAGGUAUUCAAAUGGCAACAUCUAACGCAACGAAUCCAAGUCCUUUAUCUGAAGAACGCUACAUAGAAGGGUUAACUACUCUGAAAGAUGGCUUGAUUUUAUUGUUCAUUGAAGGUAUCUUAUGCGAUGCCAAACUCAAGACAGCCACUGAAAUUUUUCCAGUUCACAAGGUCGUUCUGAGUGCACAAUCUCCAGUUUUUAAGUCUAUGUUUACGACUGAUAUGAAAGAAAAAACGAACGAUUUUGUCGAAAUCGAAGACUUAGAUGCUGAUACAGUGCGUGAAAUGCUCUUUUUUAUGUACUCGGAUAUUUUAGAUAACCUUGAAUAUGAGAGAGCCAAAAAUUUGUACUUUGCAGCUGACAAGUACAACAUCAUCUCACUGAAGCAGAAGUGCUCUGACUUCUUAAAGCAGAACCUCCAGCAUUUGAACUGCUGUGAUGUUCUUCUCCUAGCUGACAAACAUCAAGACAACGAUCUCAAGAGGUAUGUUCAAAAUUACAUUGUGGAAAAUGUUGAAGCAGUUUGUAAUUCUGACGAAUGGGAGAAUUUUGUGGAGAACCACCCCCGAUUGAUUAUAACAACUCUUUGCACAUUAUUAAUGCGUAAGAGAAACAGAAAAAGCUAACAGAGUUGUUCUGAUUACUAUAGAAAUAAAAAUGCUCGGAAGUCCAGCAUGUGGCUUCUGUAAUCAACGAUGAUUCAUUCUAUGGAUAAAAUAUAUUCUUGGGAUUAUUCAAUUUUUUUAUAUUGCGACAUCCAAAAGAUCGGACACUUUUAAAGAAAUAUCACAAUACAGUUUUUUAACGGUUAUAUUUUUUAUGUAACUUUGAAUCUUUGUAUUAUUAUUGAAUCUAAUAUAUAAAGUAUUACUA